AUGAUAGCCGGCGAGGGUGGGGAGUUAGCGCCUUCGGUUGGCGCUGAAGCUGGAGGAUCUGCUGCUGAGACCCCGACACAAAAAAUCGGGCAGCCGACGACCGCGCCACCUCUGAAGACCACCCACACGGCCACAGACAAGCAAGCUGGCCAAGGUCCAACAACGGCCGGGCGGGAAUCACUUGUGGCAGCCAUGGCCAAGCUGGCCAUGGUCGGAGGUGACCUGGAGGCUGCAAAGUGUCUCAUAAAGCCGGAAGACCUUUUGGACCUUCUACGUGCUGAUCACAAAGGUGGUGAAAUGGAAACCGCUAUGAGAAUGGAUGGGAUGAGGCUGGCUUUAUACAAUGCAGCAUUGGAGGGUAAACCUCAAGAUUAUUAUAAGGUUCUACAGCAGACCACGACAGCUAUGAAAGACGAUGGCAUUCAGGUGAUGCCAAAUGGGAAUACUGUGCUUCAUGUUGCAGCGCUCCACGGCCGACAACAUCUUGUGGAAAAGGUACUAGAAGGGAAAGACCACACAACCUCCUCGUCUUUGUUAUUUGCCCAGAAUAAGAAAAAUCAAACUGCAUUACAUUGUGCUGCGGAGAAUGGCUAUGUCGACAUAGUCUCUAUGCUCAUCCAGAAGUCCAACGAUGUGGAAUCUGGGACUGGAGCAGCGGCGAGGAGGAUGAUACAAAUGACAGAUAAUGUCACGGACACGGCCUUACACAAGGCCGUGCGAAUGGGGCAUUUGGACGUGGUCAAAUUAUUGGCUGAAAAGGAUACUGAAUUUAAAUAUCCUGUCAAUAAUGCUGGGGAGACACCCAUUUACAUAGCAGCAAAAUCACAAUUGCCUGACUGUCUGGAGAAUUGGAGAAACUCCUCCAAAUAUAGGGAGAUUUCUCUGUGCGAGAUGACUGAUGAUUCAGGUUGGACGGCACUGCACUACGGCAUAAAAAAACUCAAUUCAAGAACUGUCCGUAUGAUUCUCGCUCAAAAUAAGUCUGCAGCUUACAUUUCGGUAGGCAAAGGUGAUGAAUGGACGACAGCAUUUCAUUUAGCAGCAAUGCAUGGAGACGUUACCAGGAUGGAAUACAUAUCAAAUAGCUGCCCAGAUAGUUGGAUGAUGGUUAAUAGCAAAUGCCAAAAUGUCCUUCACAAAACCGUACUAGAACAUAAAUUGAAUGUGGUAAAAUAUGUUCUGAAGCAUCCCCAAGCCAACAGCCUUAUUGAAGGGAAAGAUGAGGAUGGGAACACACCGUUUGACUUGCUUUCCGUUUCUAGUUGCAACCCUUUGAAACGUUUUGCUAUGCAGUGUCUUAUGUGGAAGCAGUUGGGCUGGAAACUUGUUAGGAAGGGUGGUAAAACUGGUGGCAGAGGCCGAGGUUAUCUCACAGAAAAACCAAAAGUUGAUGAUGAGAAGAAAAUUAAAGAUGCAGAAGAAGCAAAGGAGGAUAUUAAACUUAUGCUAGAAACAAGUAAAGCAAACAUAAUCGUGUCUACAUUGUUAUUAACGGUAACCUUUGCGGCCGGUUUUGCAGUCCCAGGAGGAUUCGACAGCAAUUCUGGGAAAACACAAGGAAUGCCAAUACUGGCACAGAAUACAGCAUUUAAGAUAUUUGUUAUUGCGAAUGCUAUUUCUUUCAUUUUCUCUAUUUCGUCGAUAUGGAACCAUAAUAUGUUGGUUGCAGAAGCCUCAUCAUCUGCCCCAAACUACAUCACUGUCAAGGAACUUUAUGGUCUUAGUGGGUGCAUGAUCUAUGGCGCUACCUUGGCUGCAAUCAUGGCAUUCUGCAGUGGGAUGUACGCCAUCUUAGCAACUUUACGUACUGUCUCCUAUAUUGUUGUAGGCUUAGGCGGGUGGAGCUAUAUCGUCAUCAUUCUUAUCAGAGUUAGAGCUUACACCCCGGAUCCGUACCCAAAAAAAAAGAAAGAAAAUUAA
This is a messenger RNA of Ipomoea nil (Japanese morning glory), 1920 nucleotides long. RefSeq names its product ankyrin repeat-containing protein ITN1-like. The coding region runs from base 1 to 1920 and encodes 639 amino acids. NCBI's taxonomy places the organism in Eukaryota, Viridiplantae, Streptophyta, Magnoliopsida, Solanales, Convolvulaceae. Gene Ontology annotation, molecular function: protein phosphatase 1 binding; protein phosphatase regulator activity. The transcript has 4 exons. Gene Ontology annotation, cellular component: plasma membrane. The record is from RefSeq and is a predicted model, not a curated record.